Misgurnus anguillicaudatus (oriental weatherfish) is the source of this 3215-nucleotide messenger RNA. It is a transcript of the gene proser1, whose product is annotated as proline and serine rich 1. NCBI's taxonomy places the organism in Eukaryota, Metazoa, Chordata, Actinopteri, Cypriniformes, Cobitidae. The record is from RefSeq and is a predicted model, not a curated record.
GUAUUUAUGAACAUUCCCUUUAAUGCCGGGGUCCUGACAAAUAAAGUCGCACACGACAAGCAUCCUUUAGCAUCUCUGCUAAACACCAACAAACAGCGAAAAUAUAUCUUACUGAAGUAAAUCAACGAGAAAACGAUGAGCUUGUGCAACAGCGGAGACACUAGUAAUCGCGCAGAUAUGAUACAAGACAUGCAUAUAUGUGAAAAAUUAUGCAUUUGAAGACUGUGUGGAUUUAGCAUUGGACUAUUGUUGUUCCUCAUGUCAGUGAUGCUUGUCCACAAACCCUGUUUUACACACUGAGGUUUCCAGAUAUGCACUAAUCUUGGCUAAAAGGUAGUAUUGGGCCCCAGAAGCUAAAUUUUAUUUAAAGCUGUGCUGUGGAUUAUACUAGCAGCCAGGUACUGUAUGAAGUUGUCAUUGAGAUGCUGUAAGAGGUAUUGGUAAUCGAUUGAGUGAUCAGAUCAUCGACAGAGAAGAUGGACAAGAAAUCUUUUGACAUCGUCUUGGACGAAAUCAGAAAGUGUGUUUUGACAGAUCAGCGAAUCAAAGCUAUAGAACAGGUUCAUGGGUAUUUUUCCAGUGAGCAGGUGAUUGACAUUCUGAAAUACUUUUCAUGGGCGGAGCCACAAAUUAAAGCAGUCAAAGCCUUGCAACAUAAAAUGGUUGCAAUUCCAACAACAAAGGUCGCAAACAUCCUUAAUACUUUCACAUUCUCAAAGGACAGACUUGUGGUGCUGGAACUCAUAGCUUUAAAUAUUUGUGAUGCUCAAAACUACCGUCCGGUGGAGGAUGUAUUUCGUAUUCAACUGUCUGAGAAGAAACGAGCAAGAAGGAUCCUAGAGCAGGUAUGUAAGGUGGGAUGUAAAGCUCCAGUAGCUAUGAUUUCAUCCUGCGGGAUGAUCCCAGGGAACCCUUAUCCCAAAGGCAAACCCAGCAAGGUUACUGGAACAUUUCCUGGAAUUCCUGGCAAAAAGGAUGGAGAUGAUGUUAUCCUGGAUGGAAAGGGGAUUGUAGCGCGGAUCCUCGGAGCAAGCAAACCGUCACCAUCAACAUACAAUCCACACAGACCUGUGCCGUACCCUAUUCCACCUUGCCGGCCACACGCAACAAUCGCCCCAAGUGCGUACAACAACGCAGGUCUGGUGUCAAGGGGUGGGGUCAUCACCGCCAAUGUGCCACCCCCACCCUACCGAGCCACUCCCAGUUCGGCAGGUUACAGCCGACCUGCCUCUCAGCAAAAUCAAACCUCCAACAUCUCUGGGACACCUGCAAUUUCUCCUCAUAGCUCGACUCCAGCAACCCCUGGCACCUCACAACCUCAGCCUACCACACCAAUCACUCCGGUGUUCGCUGGCAUGGUCCCAUCCCCUGCUCCUGCCCCCUCACCCUCAGUCAUCAAAGGCCCUCCUGUCCCAGCUGGUUCCCCCCAUGUUGCCUCUAACUCCAGUGGCCACACGGCACCUUCCUCCCCAUUUUCUGUCAUGCCCCCUUCUGGUAGAAAUACCCCUUCUGUCAUUAAAACCCCAUCUGGAACACCAUGUGGUACACCAGGGCCAAACUUCCCUCCCUCUCCCUUUCAAGGUGGAACCCGCUCAGAAACACCUUCAGGUGGCCACACACCUACACCCAGGGUGACUGGAGAUCCCUCGACUCCUCAUGGAGCUGCUAUGGGUUUACAAUCAAAGAAGGGCUACCCAACCUCCCUAGAUUCCCAGUCGGCCCAUUCAUUCCCUGGUGGUCCCUCCACCCAGUCGCAUUCAGUAAUCCGUAGCUACACACCCUCAGGCAUGUCCCCUCUUACUCCUGGCCGCUUGACUCCCAGCAUGCAAAAUGUCAGUGGUUUACCAACAGCCUCUGCUAGUCCCAGUCCCAAGCCCACUUCUAUGCUGCCCAACCAACCAUCUAUGAGUCCUGCUGGGGGAUACUUUAGCGAGCAACAUGCUCACGCCAUGGCACGUCAUGGUGGAGGCAGCGGAAGCAACAGCCCCAUUCCUUCCGCUUUCAAAGGACCGUCGAGGUCUGGCACCCCUUCUCUUAGCUCUCUGGUAAUGCCUAACUCAGGUGUUCUUGCCCGACCUAUGGGCACACCCCACGGCACCGCCUCACCACAGCCCUCUCUACCCAGCAGUGUAUCCGGACACCAUAGUCUUACCUCAGCUCUUGGCUCCCAGUCUGCUUCACAUUUUUCCGCACUCUCCCCUUUUCCAGGAGCCCAGUCUGGUAUUUCUACCCCGUCCACCCCUACUCCUCCCACCUCAUCUGUUUAUUCAAGUUUGGCUCACUCUAGUGCUCCUACUCACUCCCCCUUUGGCCUCGGAUUGACCACUGCUCAAUCCGUGUUUCCGGGUCUUCCUCAUGGUCCGAAUCCUAGUUUCCCAGGUUUUGGGGGUUCGGGGCCUCCUGCAGCAGGUAGUCCAGUCCUCUCGUCUUUAAUGGGGCUUCCAGGAGCCUCUUGCUCAGUAGCCACCGUCGCACCUCUCCAGGCAGCAGCAGUCGCAGCAGCCGCCGCAGCGGGAGUACCGUCCUCCUCCCCUGUGCUUCCUGGAUUUGCCUCUGCAUUCAGCUCUAACUUCAACCCUGCACUUGUCGGCCAAGCUGGCCUCCAGGCCCCAGGUGGAGGAGCUUUCCCAGGGCUCUUGUCUUUUCCCCCAGGCAUGCCCAGCUUCUCCACUGCAGCAUCUCCAGCAGCUCUCUCUGGUUUACACAACCCUGCCAUGCAGUCUGCACUUUUGCAGGCACACUCUGCAUCAGCACUGGACAGUUACGCACCCCAGCCGAACGGAUUUACAAACUACCCUGCAGCCGCCGGCCCCAGCUUCCAGCUACAGCCAGGCCUGCACCCAUCUCUGGGAUGGCAAUAACUACUUAUGGGGAAAAGACAUUUUGUGUGAGUGUGUUUGUGUAUGUGAGUAAAUGAUAUUUGAGGAAACUAAGAUGAGGGCCGUGAAAUAUGGUGCUUUAAAAAAGUGUGUCAAAAUAAUGAUGAAAUGACUGCACCCUCUAUAGUUCCUAGAAGUGUAUAAAAGAAGAUAAAGAUGCUUCUGAGGGCUGGAAAGCGUUUGCGUGUGUUAUGUGAAUCAUAAAGAUGGAUACUUAUCUUUAGUAUUAUUUUUGCUUGUAGAAGUAAUUGGGACCUAAUCGUAUUUGAACGUCAUAGUAAUCCUAAUAAAAUGAACACUGUCAUUUAUUAAUGAUAAAUGAAUUUUUUAAAAAUA